This is a messenger RNA of Aquila chrysaetos chrysaetos, 1171 nucleotides long. RefSeq lists its product as uncharacterized. Bases 87 to 1157 code for a protein of 356 amino acids. The transcript is spliced from 2 exons. Lineage: Eukaryota; Metazoa; Chordata; Aves; Accipitriformes; Accipitridae. The record is from RefSeq and is a predicted model, not a curated record.
UCCAAAAUAAAAGCAGCAGGGUUUCUAGAAGGAAGCACGCGCCCGGCAUCUUCUAGCGCUUAUUCCGCUUUGCCGGCAGAUAUGCUAUGGAGGACAUCUGGGAGAAGAGCUGGAGGGAAGAGCAGGGACCCCGACUGGUUUUAAGGACGGGACGUGGUCCGGAGCGGGAGGCGGCAGCGGACGUCAGCCACGCCACGGACAUCGCUGGCAAAGGGGUUUUCUUAGAGGCAGGACCAAGGAGAAAUGACUUCCCGAAGGCCAACGCUUCCGAAUUGCCGGCUCUUUGCAUCCUGGCACGGUCCCAGUGUCGGGCCAGCAGAAGGCAAGAGCCCACCAAAACACAGGGAGGUGCAGAAAGCUGCAAACCCCGGGUGCUUUGGGGUUCUUCCUCUGCUCCCCAGGGCUCCCCAGGGAGCCAUCGGACGGACAGCCGGGACGGCUGCUCGCCAGCCCCCGCGCCCUGGCAAAGCCGAGCGCAGCGGGAUGGGAUGCGUCAGGGUUAUUUUUCUCCCUCGACUCAAGCACCUAUUUUGCAAAUGACCCAUUUCCUUCAUUUACUCCCAAUUACACUUCAAUUGGUUCAAACACGCUGUGACAAGGCUGUGACAAGGCUCCUCCGGAGAACGGCUGGCACGAGCAGCUGCCAGAACAAAGAGCGGGUCAGGGGAAGCAAACGCGAGGGCUGGGGACGGGGAGGGUGGGGGGACGGGGAGGACCCGGCACCCACCUCCUCCGCACCACCUCCAGCUCCGGAGGGGUCCGAUGCCAGGGAGCAGCCGUUGGGCUUCGUGCCCUUGAGGCUUCGAGAACCCGUUUGUGGCUCUGCAGGCUGGGGCGGGGGGGGGCUCCGGACCGAGAGCCAACACCCGCAGGGACAGCCGGGACAGGCAGGAUCGCUCGGGAGAUGCCGAGCCCGGAGCCGCGUGGGCUGGCGGAGUCGGGUUCCUGGAGGACGGUCGCGACGGGAGCCGUGUCCCGACGGAACCAAGAAGCGCAGUCGGCAGCUCCCAGCUCACGCCCGCGCGCGCCGGGUCAGGAGCGACACCCGCCCCGGCGCAGCCAGCCCGGCCGCAUCCUUCACGGCAUCCAGUCUUGGAGCAGCUCCCAGUGGGACACUGCCGAAAAAGAUAAAAGGAAGGACUCUAAAAAUAAAAUAAAAACAGCCCAGUGC